UUGAAAUCGAAAACGGUUGAUCUAUUCAGGAGGACAAAGUAAUUUAUUAAAUUAACUAACCAUAAUAAUGGACGUUCAAAAGAAACCUCUGAAGAUUUACAUACAAGACAUUUUUCGCGCGAAAAAUACAAUCGAAAACAAAUACAUAUAUCAACUAUUCGGAAUGAAGUUCAAAAACGUAAUGAUUCAAGGCGUUGUUACGGAUGCUUAUAACAAAACCAGUAAAUCGAUUAAUUUAGAAAUAAGUGACGCAACAGGGUCUGUUAAAGUUUAUUAUGAUUCGACGAAAAAUAAUAAUAACCUAAAUAAUGAUAUUAUGAAAGAGUUGAGUCGCGAUUUAUCUAAACUUUAUGCCUUCAAUAACAAUAAUUCUACUGUUAUGUCAUCCAUGUUUAAUUUGAUGUCGGAAAAAAAAGAAAAUAUGUUAAAUUUUGUUGGAGGGCAUUACGUCUGUAUAGUAGGUGACAUUUUUGUGGAAGACGUUAGUAAUAAUAGAAUGGUAUCAGCAUUUCACUGUAAGCACACAUCAAUAGAGAGAGAUCUUGUAUGGAUGGAGGAACUAAGAUAUAUUUAUGAGAAAUUUUAUCUUUGGAACAAAGUACCUGAAGAAUCCAAGACUUUAGAAAAGACAUAAUAAAUUGUCCUAUAACUUUAAAUUCUAUGAAAUAUCUUCAUAUGUCUGAAAAAAUCAUUAGAAUUAGAAAAUUGAUAAUAAUUAUGGGUAACUCAACCAAACUUGGUGUCCUGCAUAUCAGCUUGGUUGACAACUUUGAUGCAGGUCAGAUGCAGUUCAGCUUACUUUGUGAACUGCCAGUCAUCAGGCAGCUUGCAACUUGUAUGGCUCACAUAGUUACAAUCCGUGAGUUGUCAUUUUAUUUGUUGAUUGCAGCUCAAUGGUUCAAGUCUAUGUGAUUUGAAAUUUUGUACCGGUUCAUAGUUUAUUUACACACUCUGAACUGGUAUAUAUAUCUUUGCUACUAUAUUUUGAAGUUACUAUGUACUACUGUAACUUUAAAAUGCCAAUGUUUGUUCUGUUAUCUGCGGCUUCAAAAUACCAAUCUAAGGUUCCUUUACUGGCAUUGUUUAUCUUUUUAUAAUUUUUCUAUCUAAAUAACAAUAAAUAUGACAUGAUAAUUUGGUUUUUGUAAUAAGGUUGUUUAUGAGAAAAUUCUAAUGAUUUAUUAAAAUCUCUUUAAAUCUUAACAGUAAAAUUGUUUUGUGAAACUGUAUAUUUAAUAUUACUCAUAAUUCUAAACUUAAAAUACACAAGAUUUACUGUUGAGUUUUGUGUAUUGAAAGAAAUAAGAGAGGACAUUGAUUUUUGUCUAAAUAAGACAUGCCUUUCACUACCUUUGAUUAUAAAAAGUGAAGGAACCACAAAUCAUACUUUUCUACCAAGAAUCGGAACCGAAAAUAAAUCGAUGUAUCAAAAUCUGAUUGGAAUCGGACUUUUUCAAGAUGAUAAACUGAAAUGUCAUCGAAUUCUAUUUCAACUGACACAAACAAAUUGAAGUUAAAGUGUACUAAGAAGGAAAAAAAAUAAAC
Messenger RNA from Papilio xuthus (Asian swallowtail), 1545 nucleotides. RefSeq lists its product as uncharacterized. The transcript has 2 exons. NCBI's taxonomy places the organism in Eukaryota, Metazoa, Arthropoda, Insecta, Lepidoptera, Papilionidae. The coding region runs from base 68 to 634 and encodes 188 amino acids. The record is from RefSeq and is a predicted model, not a curated record.